Molecule: messenger RNA, 4649 nt
Organism: Acipenser ruthenus (sterlet)
Lineage: Eukaryota; Metazoa; Chordata; Actinopteri; Acipenseriformes; Acipenseridae
Gene: soat1
Product: sterol O-acyltransferase 1
Exons: 17
Coding region: 289-1953 (554 amino acids)
Biological process (GO): cholesterol metabolic process; cholesterol efflux
Cellular component (GO): endoplasmic reticulum membrane
Molecular function (GO): cholesterol binding; fatty-acyl-CoA binding; cholesterol O-acyltransferase activity
Source: RefSeq, a predicted model, not a curated record
UAGUAUGUGGUGUGUACCGUAUACAACAGCUAAGUAACAUAGUGAAUAUUUACGUCGUUGGACUACAAAAAACACAUCCUUUUAAACCAAAAAUGAAUUAAUGCCGUAAUUCACAAAAUGACCUUUGUUUGAACUAAUUCCGCGCCGUUUCAAUAAAACAAAUCUAGCUAGUUCAUAGUUGCGGAGGCGAUAUCACUACAGUGUGAAAAGAAGGGGAAAGGCUGUUGAAGAGAGAAUACCUUUAAGCGGCUGAGAUUGGUGGAUUGUGAUAGACAAAUCAGGGAAGACAUGGCAAAUGAAGAGGGGCUGACUCUGCGCAGUCGCAGAGUGACGUCCAAAUCUCGUGCAGCUCUGGAGGGGGAGAGCAGUGCGAGAGGGGCUGAGGGAGACCUGCACGUAACCAGCAAUGGAAAACUGGACGUAGAACACAUGAUCACCAAGAAACUGCAGCUGAAGCUCAAAGCAGAGCAUUUAAAGGCAAGCCUGCUGAAGCAGUUUGACUGCCAGAUGAACGAGUUUGUGGAUAAUCUGAUCGACGAGUCGGCUAGUCUGGAUUCCCCCGCAGCCCCCCCAGUGUUUUCAUCCUCGCUGGUGGAGAAGGAGAGGAACAAGCUCAGGCAGCCAAGACUCUCUGAACAAGGCAAGCUCUUUCUGACCCGUCGCUCCCUGCUUGAUGAGCUGUUUGAGGUGAAUCACAUCCGUACCAUCUAUCACAUGUUCAUAGCUCUGCUCAUCCUCUUCAUCAUCAGCACCCUGGCUGUGGACUUCAUCGACGAGGGCAGGCUUGUUCUUGAUUUCGAUCUCCUGGUCUACGCCUUCGGGAAGUUCCCCCUGGUGGUGUCUACAUGGCUUUUCAUGUUCGUAUCUGCCUUCGUUGUACCCUAUGGCCUGUUCCACCAGUGGGCCCGUCACUACCGCACCUCCCGCUACAAAACCCUGCGCUCCUUGCUUGCUAUCGCCCUCUUCAUGCUGUUCCAGGUGCUGGGCCUGGGCUUCUUGCCCACCUACGUGGUUUUGAGGAAUGGGCUGCCCCCUGCCUCGCGCUUCAUCAUCAUACUAGAACAGGUGCGGCUCGUAAUGAAAGCGCAUUCAUUCAUCAGGGAAAACGUUCCGAAAGUGCUGUCCUCCUCCAGAGAGCAAAGCAGCUCCUUGCCAAUCCCCCAGAUGUCUCGGUACCUGUACUUCCUCUUUGCACCAACGCUCAUCUACAGAGACAGCUACCCCAGAAAUCCUUCAAUAAGGUGGGGCUAUGUGGCAACCAAAUUUUUACAGGUGCUCGGCUGCCUGUUCUAUGCGUACUAUGUGUUUGUACGCCUGUGCAUUCCUCAGUUUAGGAACAUCAGCCUCCAGCCCUUUGACUUGCGCGUCAUGGUGCUGUGUGUGUUCAACUCCAUUCUCCCAGGGGUGCUUGUCCUGUUCCUCGCAUUCUUCGCCUUCCUGCACUGCUGGCUCAAUGCCUUUGCUGAGAUGCUGUGCUUCGCGGACAGGAUGUUUUAUAAGGACUGGUGGAACUCCACAUCGUUUGCCAAUUACUACCGAACCUGGAAUGUGGUUGUUCACGACUGGCUCUAUUGCUAUGUGUAUCUGGACUUUCUGUGGAUAUUUGGGAAGAGGUUCCGCGCCCCAGCCAUGCUGUUUGUGUUCACGGUCUCCGCUGUGGUUCAUGAGUACGCCCUGGCUAUCUGCUUCGGCUUCUUCUACCCAGUCCUCUUCUGCCUCUUCAUGUGCUUUGGAAUACUGUUCAACUUCAUCCUGCAUGACCGGCGGAAGGGCCCGAUCUGGAACGUCAUCAUGUGGACCUCUCUGUUCCUGGGCCAGGGCGUCCUGCUGUGCUUGUACUCUCAGGAGUGGUACGCACAGCACUACUGCCCGCUGACAAGUCCCUCUUACUUGGAUCUGCUCACACCUCGUUCUUGGACCUGCCAUCAGCAAGCCUCUCCUGGGAAGGACUGAUUUCAAAAUCUGAGAAGAAACAAAAACUGCCAAUUUUUAUGAACCAAAUGAAUGUGGUGGUGUUGGUGUUGGUGUUGUUGUUGUUGUUGUUGUUGUGUGUUUUUUUUUUUGGUUUUUUUUUCCCUUUUCUUUUAUUGUGUAUACCAGAGUGCCUGGUCUUCUCUGUACAGGGUUUUCAGCAGAGAAGAACCACCAUCUUGCUCAGCUGUCAGUGGCCAAUGCUGAUCUUUUAAACCAAUUGCAGAUUGAUACAAAGAGCUUUCUGCCUUGGAGCGAUAGUGUUAAUAAGUACAGCAGGAUGGAGUGCUUGGCAAAGUUGAGCCAAGCCCAUUUUACUGAACUCAGACCCCUUGCUUGCUAAAUAUUGGGGGAUAUUAAGCAAACAAAGUCUUGGAGUAGUGUACCAUAGGCAACAAAUGGCGCCCCCUUCCCAAGUCAGACUGCAUUUAUCAAUCUUUCCCAAUUCGUGUUGGAGGGGAUUGACAAUUCCUUGUCCACCGACUUAGAUGUGCUUGGUAUUCUUAAUGAAAUACAAAUACAUGUUACCUACACUUCAAGAUUUUAAUUAUGUGCUAAUUGCGACACAAAACUCUGCUGACGAUUGAACCUGUUCUUGUGAUCUUAGUAACACACUAUCGCCUUGCUUGAAGUAACUCCCCCAGGAGAGAUUUACCUCCUCCUGUUCGCAUUCGCUCUGGACCUCCCACAGGUUAGGGAGGCAAAACGGGCAGGGACUAUUUCUCCUCAUCACACUACAACAAACAGACGCCUGGUGAGCUCAAGGGGACACCUGCAGGGCAAGCUUUUCUCCUCCAGAGGCCAGGAGCUCUCUGACAUCCACUCGAGAUCCUGCGUGUAAAUUCUUCCUUUUUGAACCAUCAUGUAGCCUCUAUACAGCUACUUCAGUCAAUGUUGAAUCAUGGGAACAGUAUUUGCUCACUAGUUAAAGCACAAAUGGGACCGCUUGAAGAGGUUUCCAUUUUAUUUGGUUUGCCUUUGCAGUUUCCUCAAAUGUAAGUGAAACUGAGAGAUUCUGGGGUUCUGAGGGAUUUGAAUUGCAGUCAUCUGUGUCAUUGCCUUUUCUGUUUAACCCACUUCUCAUUUUUAUCUAUGUACAUUGCUGAUCACAUUACCUCUGUGUGGAUGACCAGGCAAGUUAACAGGGAGUAGUAGCGACUCACCAUUUUGACGCACAUACUGUAUACACUGCAGGUUUAGAGUGCACUCACUCUGGGACUGUACAGCAACCACGGCUCUUUGUAAACUGAUUACUAAGUAAUGGUGCUGCGUAGAGGGAUGCAGCUAGGGGCUGCAUGUGGAACACUCCACUGCUGUGUUAAUUCUGCUGUGACCCACAGAGGGUGCUGUUUCAGGAUAUCCAGGUAGAUAUCUCCUCAUUGAAUUUCAAUGCUACAGUCUGUACAAUUGCUCAGAUUUUUCUGUAUUUACAAACCAGAACCAAGCAACUGGAUAGUUUUAAUGUCAGGCCUGUUAAGAAAAUGUGUAGCAUUAGUGGGGAUUGGCAGUAAAUUACCUGCUAGUCUCGUUGGCCUUUUCAUUGUUUUGAGGUAAAGCUGUUAGCAGCUCCUCAAAACUCAUUACAAACUGGAAGGCAACCAGUAACUUAAACCGUGUAUAUUCUGAGCGUAUAACUGAGCCCUGCUGAACCUCUCAUCUUUACAAACCCCUGGAAUCAGAGUUGCAGCUAACAGAGUUACAAACCUGCCUGAACUGGUAACUUCAUAAACGCUUAUUUAUACUACUUAAAAUAUCCUUUUAAAGAGUAAGUAGCGGGGUUCCGAAAAAUAUAGCGUUGUACAUCCCCACGUGUUGCUAUAACAGUUUAAAUAACGUACCUGUCAUUUCUCUUUUCAGUGUUAACAUCCUGACAACUUUUUACACUUAACUUUUUUUUAAAGCUCUUUUCAAAAUGGCUGCUCUAGUGCACUGGGGUUUGAGAUCUGCAGGAAAAAAAAAAACGUAGCAAGUGCCCCGGCUUUUCUGUUCCACAUCGUGGAUACUGUGAUACCUGUUUGACAAUGUGGGCAAUACUUACACUAUCGGUGCACUUGAGCUGACAUUUUAAAAAGAGGUUUGAAACCGACUUUAAAUCUGUAAGUGUAAAAAGUUGUCAGGAUGUUAAUACUGAAAAGAGAAAUGACAGGUGCGUUAUUUAAACAGUUGUAGCAACACAUGGGGACGGUGUAACGCUACAUUUUUUGGAACCCUGCUGUAUAGUCUUUAAAUGAUUGUCAAAAUGCAAAUUUUUUUUUUUUUUUUUUUUAAUUGUUCAGAUGAACAAAAAGGCUGAAGCACUGACUUUGUUCAGUUUUUUUUUUUUUAAGGUUACUUGUUUGUUUCAUUUUAAAUGUGGCCUGUAUUCAUAAAACAUGGGUAUUGGCCCAUAUUUACAAAAGCAUCCUUGUGUUUAACAUUAAAGUUCAGACACGGCUACCCAGAAUACAAGCAGACAGUUUGUUACACAAGGGUUUAGAUUGUUUGAGUUCAGUCACGUGUAUACAGUGAACGGCAUGUAUUCUUUGAUGCAUAUUGACAAGCUGAACAGUGUCUAUCUCACAUUAGACGUGUUUUUUUUUUUUUUUUUCUUUUGUUUUUAUGUACCCAUUGAAAGCAAUGUUUGACCUACACAAUGCUAAAUAAAAAGGAUGUUAGGUUUAGUGUGAUAACUCUACUAA